Spirometra erinaceieuropaei is the source of this 1160-nucleotide messenger RNA. The record is from the annotation of a GenBank genome assembly. Lineage: Eukaryota; Metazoa; Platyhelminthes; Cestoda; Diphyllobothriidea; Diphyllobothriidae.
AUGGACUCGAAAAAGGACAAAAAAGCAGUUAGUGGUGUUUUGAAGAGUAUGCUGAGUAAAAAAAAGAAGGAUGGCGAAAAUCGAGAACCGAACCCAAAGACAUCCUCACAGGACUUAGAUCUGUCGCAUCUCUCAAACUCUGAAAUCGAGUCCCUCUUCGAGAGCCUCAUGGAAGACAUGAAUUUGUCGGCAGAGAAGCGUGCGCCCCUGCUUGAAAAGCCCAUCGAAUAUAAAAGAAGCAUGCUGAAGACUUCGAAGUACGGGGCAGCCCAAGCAGCAAACAGUCCCGCUCGAUACUGCAAAGACCUCAGCAGUCCACAACAGCUCAACGAAAAGGAGCUGUCAAACACGUUAAAUUCUCUCAGGAUUGCUCUUCUGAAUGGUCGCGUCAGUUGGGUUAAAGAGUUCAACAACAAGGAAAAUGACGGACUUAAUCUUCUACUUCGAUUCCUGGGUUUGUCGUUGAGCGAAAACUAUAAAACCAGCACCCUGCUCAGUCUGCGUUGCAUUCGUGCCCUCGGAAAUUGUGGCUACGGUUUAUUCGCUCUGGUCGACCACGAUACUGCCUCCACUUUCAUUGCACGCUGUCUAAAUGUCGAACAUCCUGCUCUAAUGGAAUGUGCACUGGAAUUGCUUUCCACUAUGGCAAUGUGCAGCUUAAAGGGACACCAAAAAGUUAUGGAGGGCCUCACAUUUAGUGCCGAGUUGACACCCAACCAACCUCAGCGUUUCGCGCCUCUCAUUGAAGGCCUGGCUGUUAGUGAACUUGCAUGCGCGUGCUUGCAGCUCAUUAACGUCAUCGUUUCUGCUCAAUUCCUCACUGAUGAGACAAUUGAUGUCGACUAUCGCAUUCACUUGCGCCUUGAGUUGAGUAGGCUUCAUCUUGGUGAAAAGCUUGCGGAACUCGAAAAGUCUGGUGAUCCGAACAUUACCAAUCAUGUGGGCAUCUACCGUCGCUUCGCUGAUGCUGACAAUGAUGAGCUUUUCGAACGCUUUGAAGUAGCGAAAACGGAUCUGACUGAGUGCGAUCAGGUAUAUCAACUGCUCAGCCGUUCACUCUUAAACACGUCCUCGGAGAAAUUGUUUCUCUCACUCCUACAGCACUUACUUUUCGUUAGAGAGGAGCCCUACCGAGAGCAGUAUUAUGUUCUUCUGAAUGA